AUGCCAUUACUUUGGUCUAGCGAAUCCGAUGGCUUACGUGAGCAUCUUGUUGACGUGGACGGGGUCUCCGGUAAUGAACCGAAGAUUCGGGUACGAGAUCUGACACGAGUCUCCGAUCACGGAACUCUGAUUCUGAAAGGAGUGUCGAUUGAUAUACAGAAAGGUAUGAUCGUUGGUGUGAUUGGUCCAAGCGGAAGCGGAAAGUCAACGUUUUUAAGAUCCCUGAACCGUCUCUGGGAGCCGCCGGAGUCAACCGUUUUCUUGGACGGAGAAGACAUAACGAACAUCGACGUCGUUACUCUCCGCCGUAGAGUCGGAAUGCUUUUCCAGCUUCCCGUUCUCUUUGAAGGGACUGUUGCGGAUAAUGUGAGAUAUGGUCCGAAUUUGAGAGGGGAGAAGCUGAGUGAAGAAGAUGUUUACAAGUUGCUGAGCCUUGCGGAUCUCGAUGCUUCGAUUGGGAAGAAGACUGGUGCGGAGUUAUCUGUUGGACAAGCUCAACGAGUAGCACUUGCGAGGACUCUAGCCAACGAGCCUGAGGUGUUGCUUCUGGAUGAGCCAACGAGCGCUUUGGAUCCGAUAUCGACAGAGAACAUAGAGGACGUUAUUGUGAAACUGAAGAAGCAGAGAGGGAUCACUACUGUGAUUGUGUCUCACAGUAUCAAGCAGAUCCAGAGAGUUGCUGAUAUCGUUUGUCUUGUUGUUGAUGGUGAGAUUGUCGAAGUUCUCAAACCCAAUGAGCUUUCUCAAGCUUCGCAUCUAAUGGCAAGAAGGUUUCUCCAACUCAGUUCCUAA
This is a messenger RNA of Thlaspi arvense, 792 nucleotides long. Lineage: Eukaryota; Viridiplantae; Streptophyta; Magnoliopsida; Brassicales; Brassicaceae. The record is from the annotation of a GenBank genome assembly.